AUGCUAAUAGGAUUAAACACACUCCUGUAACUGUAUAAAAGGAAAGCUCCUAAUUCAGGACAACAUUGUCAUCUUUCAGACAGUCUGCUGAGGUUGUGAAGACCUGCCGGUGAAAUCCCUGAAACCAUGAUCAAGGUUGUGUUUCUGUUUGGAUGCCUGCUGAGCCUGGCUCUGGCAAAUCCUACUUUUGGACAUUUUGGUCACUGGCACAGACAUUCUGGCUCUCAUGAGAACCAUGGUGUCACUACUCGGGCAACAACUACAACCGCCGCUACUACUAGCACUGCUGGUGCUACUACAACCACUGCUGCUGGUGCUACAACUACAACCGCAGCUACUACUACCACUGCUGGAGCUACAACUACAACCGCAGCUACUACUACCACUGCUGGUGCUACAACUACAACCGGAGCUACUACUACCACUGCUGGAGCUACCACCACUAUCGAUCCUAGGAUUGCCCAGAUACUCCAGCUCCUCAUUAGCCUCCUGCGCCCAUAGUCUGCUACGGCACUUCCUGCUACUGCUGGAACUACCAUUAUACUGUAGUUUCUACUGAUACAAAAAAAUAAAAUAAAAUCAGCAGUGUUUGAAAACCUGUGUUAAUUGAUCCAGCUUUUUUAAAAAUGAUUUGAUCUAUUGGGAACCUUGAGUCUGUUUGUCCGUGAGCAGCC
This is a messenger RNA of Oreochromis niloticus (Nile tilapia), 674 nucleotides long. RefSeq names its product spore coat protein SP96-like. Bases 127 to 501 code for a protein of 124 amino acids. The transcript is spliced from 4 exons. The record is from RefSeq and is a predicted model, not a curated record. Lineage: Eukaryota; Metazoa; Chordata; Actinopteri; Cichliformes; Cichlidae.